This is a messenger RNA of Gilbertella persicaria, 490 nucleotides long. RefSeq lists its product as uncharacterized. The record is from RefSeq and is a predicted model, not a curated record. Lineage: Eukaryota; Fungi; Mucoromycota; Mucoromycetes; Mucorales; Choanephoraceae. The coding region runs from base 215 to 406 and encodes 63 amino acids. The transcript has a single exon.
CAAAGAAAAAAUUUUUUAUAGCCAAAGACGAGGAUUUUCAGAUACCAAUUAGCAUGCCUUCGAGGAAUACAAUCAGCGCCACAUAUGUCUUGAAAUAAUCUGAUAAGAGCACCGCAUCAUUAAAUAGUUAGGUGCGCUUAUCCAUUACAAAGAAUAUGAAGAUUAGAGAUAUUGAAUCAGUUACCAAUAUUCUUAUUCCUGGGCUAAACAAAAUAUGAUCUUAAUUUGGCCAAAAUUUGAAGAGCAUAUUCGACUAUUCCUAACUUGCAAAUAUAGUAAUUGUCCCAACAAGGGAACCCCCAACUUGGAAGUCAAGAGACAAAAAAGCACCUUUAAAAGCGCCUGUCACAAUUACUUACAGAAGCAAAGAGAAAGAUUGGUUCAUCAACACACUUGUUUCUGCUGAUAAACAUACGCAUAGUCGUCUGUGUAUUAAGACUUAUAGCCGUAUUACUCCAGAAGGCAAAGGAAGAUUCGCAGCUGCUUCCGA